Messenger RNA from Galleria mellonella (greater wax moth), 2032 nucleotides. RefSeq lists its product as uncharacterized. The record is from RefSeq and is a predicted model, not a curated record. The transcript is spliced from 8 exons. The coding region runs from base 238 to 1446 and encodes 402 amino acids. Lineage: Eukaryota; Metazoa; Arthropoda; Insecta; Lepidoptera; Pyralidae. Gene Ontology annotation, biological process: apoptotic DNA fragmentation. Gene Ontology annotation, cellular component: mitochondrial inner membrane; nucleus. Gene Ontology annotation, molecular function: RNA endonuclease activity; single-stranded DNA endonuclease activity; nucleic acid binding.
UUUAUUGAUAGAGUAAAUUGUAGAAGCAUAAAACACAUCGAUUGUUUUCCGACGUAAUGAGUACGUAACAAAGCAAAGGCUGCAUACACAUUCUGCUCAUUUACUCUUUGCCCUCCCAUAGAGCAACGUGUAGAUUUGGCGGGAAAAGUAUUUUAAGGAAGUGUUCACUGUCGGCGUGUAAAAAUAAGCAGUGAUAUUCCGUUAGAUGUUUGUACAGUUUCGUUUACCGUUAUUAUAAUGCACCCACGCGCAAUGGACACGAGCUUUAAGUUUAUAAUACUUUUUAUAAUAUUCAUAAUUUAUGCAGUCUACAAGGUUGACGGCGAAUGCUCCCUUGUGUUGAACAUGGAUUUCGGACUGCCAUCACCAGUUUAUCUUCGCAAUGGACAAUAUCUCUCACCGAACAAUACCGGUGCAGUCGUAUUACAACAAUCCGACACUGUUCUGGUGGCGUGUCCCGGGAGAGGCCGACGUGUGUUCACUAGAAAUAUCACAACGGGCUACGUGGCUGUGGAAGCGCAUUGCAUCAUAAAUACGACGUUCCGUGUGGAGCGAUGGAUCGGCCAAUUUUCUGAUAUCCGCUGCAACAUGCUUCCCACGGCUAAUGUCGAGGUCAUCCGAGAGAAAUGUUACGCAGGCAAUUCCUUGAUCAGGGUAGGUUACAACAUCCAGAGCAAAAUUUAUCCAUUGUACGAAGCAUGCUUCGAUCGAAACCUACUGACCACUCUCUACGUGAAGUAUCAGUUGACGCCGGCGAUUGUCUUCCACGAAUUUAAACAGGGGUCAGAGAAGUUUUAUGAUAGCACUCUAUUUAAAAAGGUGAAUAUAAACAAAGCAUAUACACAGCAGAGUCAGCAGAUCGACGCCAUCUUGGGUCCAGAGAUGCACAAGAAGUACACUAAUAAAACUCAGUACAUAGCUCGUGGUCACCUCGCAGCACGAGGGGACUUCAUAAUGCGAGGUCAGCAGGCCGCUUCGUACCAUUAUGUGAACAGCGCACCACAGUGGCAGCGCGGGAACGUGGGCGACUGGGCUGCACUUGAAUCUGCGUUGCGUCGACGCAUAAACACCUACGGUUCCCCCGUGGUCGUGUACACAGGCACGAUGGGUGUAAUGUCCCUCCCUGACAAUACAGGGCAGCCCCGGGACCUCUAUCUGGAAUUUGAUGAGAACAACAAUGGAAUUCUACCAGUGCCGCUGUAUUUUUUUAAGCUAGUGUACGACCCCGUGAAGAAGUCAGCCGCGGCUUUCGUCUCAAUAAACUCGUCGUUCUACAACGGCACGAUGGUGGAGCGGCUGACGUUCUGCGACGCGAAGUGUUCGCGGCACGCGUGGCUGCACUGGCGGCGCAAUGACGGCACGCACAGCUUCUGCUGCGACUACGCUGCGUUGGCGGCCGUGGUGCCACACACACCACAUUUGGAUGUUAAGGAGAUAUUUGAGUAAUUUAUUACAUAGAUUUACACUGGACAGCAAAGGGAGAGUCUGUACAGAAGACUCUCCCUCGAUUGCUUGGGUACCUCUGUCUCUCUCGUGUUUCAAUCGUGAAGCAGUUGUGUUUGCAUGGCUGUGUUUCGGUUUGAAGGGUGGGAUAUGGCGUGAAUUUACUGGGUACAGAGGAAUAACACCCGAGUCCUCAGGAAUGGCAACGCAUGGGGGGUAUCAUAAGCGAAACAGUAUACUCUGUUAUGUCCAUGGUACUGCUCAUGUAUAUAGGCGACGGUUACCACUUUCCAUCAGGUGGGCCGUCAGCUUGUUUGCCAUUCUAAGUAGUAUAAAAAAAAAACUAUAAUUUAUUUUAAUUGAUCGCCUGCCUAGAAAAAAAUUGAAUUUCCCCUGACAACAAAAGUGUCCGGGUUGCACCCGACACUUUUUAAAAACCCCUGCCCGACGACCCCAGGACGCCUUUUAAACUAGAACAAAUCCGGGGAAUUCUGGACGGAUGACAGCCCUAUAUAUAGCUGUUUAAUGGUGUUAUAAUUUUUUAUUUAUUAUAAUUUUAAGAAAAGAUUCAAUUACAUAGUAACAUGCA